Molecule: messenger RNA, 3031 nt
Organism: Dendroctonus ponderosae (mountain pine beetle)
Lineage: Eukaryota; Metazoa; Arthropoda; Insecta; Coleoptera; Curculionidae
Gene: lqf
Product: epsin-2
Exons: 13
Coding region: 481-2169 (562 amino acids)
Biological process (GO): endocytosis
Cellular component (GO): endosome; plasma membrane; clathrin vesicle coat
Molecular function (GO): clathrin binding; phospholipid binding
Source: RefSeq, a predicted model, not a curated record
GUGAUAUAUGACGUCUUUCAAAAAAAAAACCAGCGUGCGAACGUCACUCCGUUAACUUGUCAAAUGUGAAGUUUUACAUGAAAAUUUUUGUAAAAGGGUGUUGUUUUUUUUUGUUGUGAGAGGUAAACAGAGCAUAUAAAAUUAUCACGUGAAUCUGUUAAUGCUUUAUUCGGUACUAAAGUGGUCUUAGUUAUCAGUUUUUAUCGAAGGAAGAUAUCUGGAGCGAUAUGCGGCCAUGUUGAUUGUGUGUAUUGAAAAUAAAAGUGUAGUGUCAUCAGUGAACAGAAAACUAAUUUAUUAAAAACUACGUAACUUGUUUGAACAAAUAAUCCUGUUUGCAAGUACUGAAGCGAAUUAACCAACGAAACUUGAUAAUUUCAACAGGGUAGCGUGCAGUUGACCAAACGAUUUGUGAUAUCCAAAGAGAGUAGCAGCUGAGUUGAGCUUUAGCCAUUUGCAACAGUUGAAAACUGCUCAAAAAUGCGUCGAAAUUCACACGACAUGCAAGUGAAUGUAGCAGGCAUUCGGCGAAAUAUAAAAAAUUUCGCCCACAAUUAUUCAGAUGCACAGAAGAAGGUGCGCGAAGCCACCUCCAAUGAUCCGUGGGGCCCCAGCAGUACUAUCAUGGCGGAAAUUGCCGAUUUAACUUAUAAUGUAGUGGCAUUUAGUGAAAUAAUGCAAAUGGUUUGGAAGAGAUUGAAUGACCAUGGUAAAAAUUGGAGACAUGUUUAUAAGGCUUUGGUUGUACUGGAGUAUCUGAUCAAAACUGGAUCGGAAAAAGUAGGACAGCAGUGUAAAGAGAACAUUUAUGCAAUUCAAACUCUGAAAGACUUUCAGCAUUUAGAAGAAGGAAAAGAUCAGGGUCAAAAUGUUAGAGAAAAGGCCAAGCAGUUGGUGAAUUUGUUAAAAGACGAUGAAAGACUCAAAAACGAGCGAGCUCGAGCAUUAAAAGCAAAAGAACGGUUUGCUCAGAGUGCCAGUGGAUUUGGUAGUGAUGGCGGUUUGGACACUCCAACCAGUCCCAAAUAUCCCGCAUUUAGGGGCGAGUGGGGAAGUCGAGAUUCCGGGAAUUCUGAUAUUUUAGCGGAAUUGCCACGAGAUAUAGAAAUCGCGCGCCCUCAGACUGCCGGCGAAGAAGAGCUGCAAUUGCAGCUCGCUCUAGCCAUGUCAAGGGAAGAGGCCGAACAGGAGGAACAGAAGCGCAAGUCGGACGAUGUGAGACUUCAGUUGGCUUUGAGUCAAAGCCAACAAGAUUUUAAAAAGUCUACUGAAAAAAUACCCCAAAGUCACUUAGUGGACCUGCUAGAUGUUAAUUUGGGCGGCGAUCCCACUCCUGUUGAUCCCUGGGGAAUGCCGCAGCCUCCCAGACCGCAGUCGUUGGACUUAAAUAUUUUUGAGUUUGGUCCAGUGCAAUCUUCUCCUUGGCAAUCAUCCGCUUUAUCUUCUCCCGCACGAAACCAUCCCGCCCCAGUGGCCGAUCCAUGGCAACCAUCAGCAGCACAACCAAUCAGACCUAAGCCCGAUCCAUGGGGUUUACAGGGUGGCGCAAGUGCUCCUCCUAGUAAUCUAUCUCCUGUUAACACCGGAUCUGAAUUAGUUAGGCGCGAUCCAUGGUCACCUACAAGCCCCGGAUCGUCUACCGAUUUGGAUGAAUUUGAUAUUAUUACUAACAGAAACAGGCCUACAUCGCCUAAAACAAACGGGAACAUUCCAACAACAAAUGAUCCGUUUGAGUUGAAUUUGCUUGGUGAUGUUCUUGCACCCUCUGGGUCCAGUCCGUCGAUGGGAGCCACCAAGAAAACCCCUCAAAGCUUCUUAGGGGAGAAUUCCGCCUUAGUCAAUUUAGAUAAUUUAGUUACUACUAGCAAGCCUAACAAUCCAGCCUUAGUUGCCAAUCCGUUCUCCGAUCCCACAGUGCCUCAACCUGCUGCUCGUCCAGUUUUCAAUACGCAGCCUCCUAAACCGACGAUCAACGAAAUCAAACAACAAUCUUUCGCUCAAUUUGGCGGGCAGCCUCAACCAAUUGGGACCGCAUUUGGAGCUGCAGCCUCCGGUGCUCAAGCAGACCCUUGGACACCAGUUCCAAGCAACUCCACGCUCAAUGGCAACGGAAAUGUAGGCGCACCUUGGAUGAAACCUAGCGAACCUGCAAAUCCAUUCUUGUCUUAACAUCUAAACAUUGAAUAUUAAAGACAACAAAUACUAAUUUGGACUAAGUAAACAUAAUGGUGCAAAGUCAUAGAGGAUUAAGUAGCUUUUACGUUGCCCAUUUGAUAUGCCGUUUAUUAACUCCAACCUAUGAUCUAAUUGUUUUCAACCGGCAAUGGUGCAAAUUGAAACUGGAUAGUGAUUAAAUAAUAGUUGAAACUUUUUAUUAAUAAUCAAUUAAAUUCAAAAUAUUUGUCCAGGAAUUAUGAGCAAAUUGCUAACGUUUUCUAAAACACCGUCGGAACUAGAGUGCUUUAAGAAGUUCCUGUUUUAAUUAAAAGCUUUUCUCAAUGAGAUUUUUGAUUCGUGAUUGGUUAAAUUGGUAACACAUUUUCCAUUAUUGAUAAUAUAUGCUCGAUUAAAACAUACAUUUGUAUGACCAUUAUAAAUUUCCAGAUAAGAACGCAUUUUUGUAAUACAUUUUUUAAGUUGUCCGCAUACAAUUCUAGAUCAAUUAUUUCCAGUAUUUAAUUGAAAGCAAGAAACAUUCUAUUUAUAUAAGAUUUAUAUUUGUUGCUUUAUAAGAUGUUCUGUUAUUGUGUAAAUUAAUUAUUUAAACUCUUUAAUUAUCGCUACAAUUGCUAUAGUUGCGUUAUUUUUUAAAAUGUAUAUAAAAUAAACCUUGUUCUAUUUAUAAAGCUGGUAUGCGAUUUAUUAGUCUUACGUAAUUAUCAUUGCAGUGAAAUGUAUAUAGUAUUCUCUUAAGAGUUAGGAUUUUGUAUAAUAUAAGAUGUGGUCCUUAACAGUGGUAUAAUGGAAUUUAUUGUAUCAUUAUAGUUAUUUUCACUUACAUUCAUAAUAAGAAAUAAAAUUAUUAAAUAAC